Messenger RNA from Mangifera indica (mango), 3542 nucleotides. Its product is annotated as WD repeat-containing protein 44-like. Bases 381 to 3173 code for a protein of 930 amino acids. The transcript is spliced from 7 exons. NCBI's taxonomy places the organism in Eukaryota, Viridiplantae, Streptophyta, Magnoliopsida, Sapindales, Anacardiaceae. Gene Ontology annotation, molecular function: protein binding. The record is from RefSeq and is a predicted model, not a curated record.
ACAUUUUUUUCGAUAACAAUUAUUUUGUUAUGUCGCAAGAAACAACCAAACAAAACCAAGUGUCUCUCUCACAUCUCCACGCAAAAACAUCACCAAACCCCAACUUCCUCCUACAGCAUAGGGCUUCGCUCCUCUCUGCUUCCUUUCUCUAUUCGUCAUCACAUCGGAUCUGAUCCUUCUCUUCAAACGACAUCCCGUUUUUGCCAACUCUUUCUCCGAUCCCAUCAAUUGUCUCCGAUACGCAAAGCACAACCCAUUAUCCCAAAUAACUAUAUUGAAACAAAACCAAGGACGGAAGUCCAAGCGCUAGUCCAUUUUUACUCUGCUGGGCAUUUUGUCGAACUUGAAAUGUGUAAAGCGAGACUAGAUUAUCUACAACGAUGAGCAAGACGGGAGGAGGAGGGGGAGAUGAAGAAGAUGAAGACGAAUGUUUCUAUGAGUCGUUGGACCGGUUAGUUACUUCUUCAAACUCUUGCUCCACUUCUUCUUCUUCUUCCUCUGAUUCCGAACCCGAUAACCUGAAUAUUAAUCCUGAAUCCCCCGUUUAUGAUUUUUGUGUUCCUAAAUUCCCUAUGGGCGUCUCUAACAAGUACGAUGUUUGGAUCUCCGAGCCCGUUUCGGUCUCCGAGAGACGGACUCGUUUGCUCCGUGAAAUGGGUCUCAGUCAUGACCCGGCUUUGUCGCGGGCCAAAUCGGGACCCGAGAGGCAAACGGGUAGGGGAGAUUUUGAAAGCUCGGCGUCGUCUGGUGGGUUGACUCAGCAAGAUCAGGGUUCUUCUGUUUCUGGUGUUGGUAGUGUAGGUAUCGUUCGAUCAAAAUCAGACGGUUCGAGGAAUAGCAAAGGUUCUGACGACGAUCAUCGUCAUCAAUUGUCAAAUUUUUCUCCUUCAAUUCUUUCAAUUCAUUCGUCUUCUGUAGAUUCACCUCCUGUAAAUAAUAAUCUUAACAGCACUGAUAACGAUGAUGGUAAUGUUAUUCAAAGUGUUGUUGUUAGUAAGUCGCUGAGUGUUAAAAGCAAUAAUGAGGUUGUUGCUAGUGCUACUUUGUCUAAUAAACCACCCACCGGCAAGAAUUGUAAAAGGGUGGAAGAGAAUCGACUGGAUUCCUUGCGUCUUCUUCAUGGCUAUGGUAAUGGUAAUUAUAGUAGUAAUUCGUUGCCGCUCAAUGCUAAUGGUGGAGAGGUUGUUGAGCAUUUGGAUUCUAAUGGGAUUGUGGCGGCUGACAAACAAGUGUGUUUGAUUAGGAAUCUUGAUAAUGGUAAAGAAUUUGUGGUGAAUGAGAUUAGGGAGGACGGGAUGUGGAACAAGGUGAAGGAAGUAGGGACUGGCAGGCAGUUGACCAUGGAAGAGUUUGAAAUGAGUGUGGGGCAUUCUCCACUUGUUCAAGAAUUGAUGAGAAGGCAGAACGUGGAGGAGGGUAAUAAGGAUAAUUUUGAUUUGGCCAUGAGUGGGAAUUGUGCUGGUGGGGGCAAGUUGAAGAAAAAAGGGAGUUGGCUGAAGAGUAUAAGGACCGUGGCUAGUACUGUGACUGGGCACAAAGAGAAACGUAGUAGUGAUGAGAGGGAUAGGGAUACUUCGUCAGAGAAGGGUGGGCGGCGGUCAAGUUCUGCCACAGAUGACAGCCAGGAUGUCUCAUUUCAUGGACCAGAGCGAGUGAGGGUGCGCCAAUAUGGGAAGUCAUGUAAGGAGCUUACUGCACUCUAUAAGAGCCAGGAGAUACAGGCACACAAUGGGUCUAUUUGGAGCAUUAAGUUUAGUUUGGAUGGAAGGUAUCUUGCAAGUGCAGGUGAGGAUUGUGUUAUUCAUGUUUGGCAAGUUGUUGAGUCAGAAAGGAAGGGAGAACUGCUUGAGAAACCCGAAGAAGGAAAUUUGAAUCUGUUGCUGCUGGCUAAUGGUUCACCUGACCCAAAUUCAUUGUCCCCAAAACAUGUGGAUGACCUACUUGAGAAGAAGAGAAGAGGAAGGCCUAUGAGCCGAAAGUCAUUGAGCAUGGACCACAUCGUGGUACCAGAGACCGUGUUUGGUCUCUCUGAAAAACCCAUUUGUUCAUUCCAAGGACAUCUUGAUGAUGUGCUUGAUCUAUCGUGGUCCAAAUCUCAGCAUCUGCUUUCUUCUUCAAUGGACAAAACUGUGCGGUUGUGGCACUUGUUAAGCAAGACUUGUUUGAGAAUAUUCUCCCACAGUGAUUAUGUAACUUGCAUCCAGUUUAAUCCUGUUGAUGAUAGAUAUUUCAUUAGUGGAUCCCUAGAUGCUAAGGUUCGCAUAUGGAGCAUUCCUGAUCGUCAAGUUGUUGAUUGGAAUGAUCUGCAUGAGAUGGUCACUGCUGCCUGCUAUACACCAGAUGGUCAGGGUGCACUAGUUGGUUCUUGCAAGGGAAGCUGCCAUUUGUAUGAUACCUCUGAUAAUAAGUUGCAAGAGAAAAGUCCAAUCAAUCUACAAAGCAAGAAGAAAUCCCAGCAGAAGAAAGUCACUGGUUUUCAAUUUGCACCAGGAAGCUCAUCCGAAGUGCUCAUCACAUCUGCAGAUUCAAGGGUUCGGGUUGUUGAUGGUGUUGACCUAGUGCACAAGUUUAAAGGGUUUCGUAACACAAAUAGCCAAAUAUGUGCCUCCUUCACAGCUAAUGGAAGAUAUGUGGUAUCUGCUAGUGAGGAUUCUUAUGUAUAUGUGUGGAAACAUGAAGCUGAAUCCCGAUUUAGCAGAAAGAAAGGUGUUACUGUGACACAUUCGUAUGAGCAUUUCCAUUGUCAAGAUGUAUCAGUGGCCGUUCCCUGGCCUGGCAUGGGUGACUUAUGUGGUCUACAAGAUACAUAUUCAGGUGAUCAAUCUGGGGUUGACAAUAAUUUUGAUGAGUUUUCAAUGGCUAAUCAUCCUCCUACACCUGUUGAAGAGAUCAACAGUAUUGAGGGUUCACAAUCUGCAUCUGGUUGCACCAACAGUCCACUUAAUGGAACCAUUUCCAGUGCAACCGACAGCUACUUCUUUGAUAGAAUAUCAGCUACAUGGCCAGAAGAAAGACUUUAUUUGGCUGCUAGGAAUCGGAGUCCUCGCGCCAGUGUGGAUUUUGCAAACGGGUUAAGUUCAAACAUGUCAGCAUGGGGUAUGGUGGUUGUGACCGCUACCCUUCGAGGGGAAAUUAGAACAUUUCAAAAUUUUGGAUUGCCUGUUCGGUUAUAAUGGGUGAAAAACAGAAAGAAAAAGAAAAGAAAAAAAAAGAGAAAAUGACAGGAGGCUGGGUGUGGGGGAAAUUAGACGAUAAUAAUCAUUACUGUCCAUUUCCUGGAGGUUAAAUGUGUACAGAGAGAUAUCGGGUAAGAUUUGUAAUAUUAGCAAGUUCCAUUUCUUCUUUCUCUGUGCUUGUUGUCCUCAGAGUAGUAACUGAUGGAUAGCCAUUUUGGUUGAGCAUUGAGAAAAUAUAGAUUUGUUAAAAGAAAAAAAAAAAUGCACCGUGAAUUUUAGAAGCCGAUGUAUUUCUGUUAUCAGGAAUUGUAGAGCUAUGAGCAUGGCAAAAGCUAUUGAAUUUAAAUGAAAUUCUUUUAUUAUUCA